This is a messenger RNA of Dermacentor andersoni, 2554 nucleotides long. RefSeq lists its product as uncharacterized. Gene Ontology annotation, molecular function: RNA polymerase II cis-regulatory region sequence-specific DNA binding; DNA-binding transcription factor activity, RNA polymerase II-specific. NCBI's taxonomy places the organism in Eukaryota, Metazoa, Arthropoda, Arachnida, Ixodida, Ixodidae. Gene Ontology annotation, biological process: regulation of DNA-templated transcription. The record is from RefSeq and is a predicted model, not a curated record.
CGGGCAAACUAAAGACAGGCGCCUUGUAAUAUCAAGUUUAGCCGUUUUAGCGCGCUUAGACGAAAUCGCCUUUGCUACGUUACGUUGUAGCAGGCGGUAUGUUCAGUUGUGUGAAUUUUAACAUCUGCCUGUUUUUGGUGGCUGGCCGCACGCCUAAAUGACAUGGAGUGUCAAAAUAGAGCGCGAAAGACAAGCUUGCCUGCUCGGUUUGAGCAUUUCAACCUUGAUGAUGAUUCCACUGAUGCAUUGGAUGUGGCUGCUGGAGAAUGUAGCAGUAAUGCAACGCUGCAAAAUGAAGCCCAAGAUGCCAGCAUUACCCAAGCAUCAGUGCCCACCAUGCACAGGGCCACACGGGGGAGGAAGUUUCCCUGCCAGAAGUGUGGCCGUUGCUUUGACUCCAGGCUGAAGAGGACAAAACACCAGUUUACACACACAGGGGCUGCGAGCAGCACCUCAUCCCUCGAAUGCACCAAGUGCCAACGGACAUUUUCGAGCAGGCUCACACUAGUCGAGCAUCAGGCAUGGCACGAGAGCCGGAUGCUGUACUCUUGCCCCACCUGUAACCGGCAGUUCCGGCAGAACACUGGUCUGUGGCGCCACCUGAGGACGCACGACCCGGACGCACCUAAGCGGCGCUACCCAUGCGCCCAGUGUGGCAAGGACUUUGCCAGGCUCGACUACCUCAAGGAGCACCUGGCCUCCCACGACGAGUCGCGCAAGGGCCGCUUUGUGUGCGACAUCUGCCAGCGAAGCUUCUUCCAGAGCUCAGAUCUCAGCCGCCACCGGCAGACGCACAACAGUGAGCGGCGCUUCGAGUGCAGCAUAUGCAAACGAGGGUUCUUGAAUUCUUCAAGCCUGAAGCGGCACGAAAAAGAGCAUGACCCGGCGCAGAGGACACCCUGUCCCGAGUGUGGAGCCACAUUCAAGCGCCCCUGCCAGCUAAAGGAUCACAUAGUGAGAUACCAUGGUGAUGCGGCUCUUUUGAAGCUGCUCGCACCGAAAAAGAGGUUAAUUCAGAGUGCAAGUGCACUCAAAAUGGACAGAAAGCAAACCUCCAAGCCUCUGUUACAACAUGACGACAACAGCGUACUUCAAAGGAAUGGUCAUGACACCAUAGGUGGUGUGCAAAGUAGACUUGAAGCUGAGAAAGAUUGUCUCCUGAGGGAAAGGUUGACAGCUCGUGUUGAUGUAGUGCCUGCAAGUGACCUGCAGAUCUGCGACAGGCCAGAAAUGAACGGAAACACAAGUUGGCUUCCAGAACAGCAUACGAGCAGCGGCAAGACGAUGGCAUCUGGUUCUAGUAGCGCACCUCUGGGGGAUGGCUCAACACAAUCUGAGAAGCCCACCAAACAGACGCCAACAGCUGUUGUAAGCAAUCCGGCUGGCUCGCCAACGCUGCAAGGCAACGGUUGUGCAGAAACAGAGGCUGUAGACCAAGGAGACAUCCUUCAGCGCUCACUCAGGGUACUGCCGAUAGAAUGCAUAGAAGGCGAUCUCAGCAGUGGUUUAGGCAUCGAGCCUGAAACCAGUUUUGUGAGUCACCCCGACUUUGGAAGCCAGGCCUACUAUGACUGGCUGUCAGGCUUCACGUCUGCCUGCAACCUUGCCACGCUGCCUCUCGACACGGAGAUGUUCACAAAAGUGACCCAAGUGCUCAAGACCAUAAGUGAUGCACUCGCGACUCCAUCUGGCGUGCUCACCUGUCGCGAGAACUUCAGAGUCUUGCUUGGUAUCUUGGAGGACCUUCAAAGAGCUGUGGGAAGCCACCUCAACUUUGUGCUUGAAACAUUGCAGCCAUCGCAGCCAACAUAAGUGUCACCCAUAGUGCCUGUGCAUCGCAGCUACCAGAGUAGAGACAUUAACGUCUGUAUAUUUCAAUGCAGACGUUGCAUUAGGGCUUAAAAGAACUGUGUUCUUGACUCUUCAUAUUCACUGUUGCAAGCAAGGCUGACAUAAUGCUGUAUUUAAUUUUCAUACCCUUAUCCUCUCGUUUUCGCAGCUCAAAUCACAACAUAUGCCCUUCAAGCUUCGAUUAAGCCUUUGUCAAAUGGGCAUUCACACGUCUACCUUACUUGGCUUGGCUCUGCACAGCGAUACGAGUCUUGUGUUGAGGAGUUGGUGGUCAGUGGUAAACACUGGCUGCGUUUUGAGUUUAGCGGGCCACUGGUAGAGCCAGGGCGCGACUGCGUUUGAGAGAGGACUCUCGCCCACAGGGUUCGACGGGAUAUUCGUGGCGCGGGCUGCUUUCCCAGAGCUUCACUUUCCCAGUUGACUUUGGAAGAGAGCUUUCAUUCCUUAAUGGGUGCACCUAGUCAAGAAGUCAUUGUUGGGCACCUCAAGAUGUAAGCAAAAGUGAAAUCGAAAAUGUAUGUGUGCUAUAAGAUGCCAACUUGCCAAGUGGCUGAUUUCUCAUUCGUGUGUUUCCUACCCGCUGCUACAAAUGGUGUUGCUAGCUCAGUGGUGUGCCGGCCUAUUCUUGUUCGUGUUUGUUAAAUUGGUUCACAUUUUCACCACUAUAUGUGUGUUCAGUAAACUUCCGCUGAUUACUUUUUGA